GUCUACAUUUCAUAUUUGCAGAGGUUUUCAAAUUUCAAGGAACAAGUUAAUUACAGAUCCAUUACCUUUCUUUCUAGUUUCUGCAACUGCACAUGUGGUGGCCAGAAAUGGGAAUCAACCCCCAACUCUUGCCAAUGUGCAGAAGAAACAUCCCACCACCACCUCCUAGUCCCUUCAACCUCGUAGCAACCUUGCAAGCAUCUUCUUCAUUACACACACAGAAGCCCCAUGUGCCCAUUAUUAUCAGCUGCAUUAUUUGUUCUUUUCUGCUGCUCCAAUCUGUCAACUGAUACAAUUAUGUACAACCAAUCAAACAUAUUAUAAUAACUUCAACCCCACCCUCUACAGUGCUAUACCACUGUUUCCCCCCAACUUCUAAUUAAAUUUGAGAAACCCCUCCAAGCUUCUGCAGACAGGCAAGAUCAAGAUGGCCAAUCUUAGAAGUCCCCUGUUCAUGGCUCUCUGUCUCUGCCAGCUUCUUGCCUUGCUUCAAUCCCAAGUCUCAGGUUACACAUUCAAGGUCGGAGAUUUAUCCUCUUGGGGCAUUCCCUCUGCAGCAAACCCCAAAGUCUACUCUUACUGGUCCAAGUAUCAUUCCGUUAGGAUUGGAGAUUCCCUCUUGUUCCUGUACCCACCAAGCCAAGACUCAGUAAUCCAAGUCACACCACAAAACUUCGACUCCUGCAACCUGAAAGAUCCGAUCUUGUACAUGAACAACGGCAACUCGUUGUUCAACAUCACCGAGGAUGCAGACUUGUACUUCACCAGCGGGGAGCCAGGGCACUGUGAGAAGAAGCAGAAGCUUUAUAUCAAAGUUGGCAAUGGUUCAUCGGCCUCUGCUUAUGCUCCUAAUUAUGGGCCCGGCGGUGCCUUGGCUGACACUGCUCCCUCUUCCCCAAUCGCAUUCGGCUCGAUCCCAGUCGCCCCUUCUACUUCCUCUUCUUCUGUAGUGGGAGCCAGAUUCUCAGUCAUUAUUGGAUUAUUGGUCUCUGGAGUUAUGGUCAGGGGAAUCCUGUGAAUUAGUUAAACUGCCCAGAUGAUGCAGUUGAGCGAGCAUUGAUUGAUUGUUGUUAUAUCAUUAAUUUUUUUAUUUUCCUAUUGUGCAAUUUUACUGGUCAAUAUACAUAUUUUUUUGGGUUCUGGAGACAAAACAGAGGAUUCUGUGAGGGUAAAAGUGAAAGUGAUAUUUGGUGCUUUCGAAGAAAAGCGGGCAGUGGGAACAAACCCAGUAGCCUUUAUCUAGGAAAAGUUGCAGACUUUGGAAUGAAAAAGAUGGGAAGCCAAAACAAAAAGAAGACUACACACAGCAGCAUCCCCCUGAUGGCGUGACAUGCUCCUUCCCAGUUGCAUUUAUUAAAUUCAUUUCACAAAU
Linum trigynum is the source of this 1372-nucleotide messenger RNA. Lineage: Eukaryota; Viridiplantae; Streptophyta; Magnoliopsida; Malpighiales; Linaceae. The record is from the annotation of a GenBank genome assembly.